Saccharomycopsis crataegensis is the source of this 3006-nucleotide messenger RNA. RefSeq names its product importin-alpha export receptor (gene CSE1). Gene Ontology annotation, biological process: protein import into nucleus; protein export from nucleus. The record is from RefSeq and is a predicted model, not a curated record. Gene Ontology annotation, molecular function: nuclear export signal receptor activity; small GTPase binding. Bases 1 to 3006 code for a protein of 1001 amino acids. The transcript has a single exon. Lineage: Eukaryota; Fungi; Ascomycota; Saccharomycetes; Ascoideales; Saccharomycopsidaceae. Gene Ontology annotation, cellular component: nuclear envelope; cytosol.
AUGUCUGAUAUUCAAUCAAUCACCUUACUUUUACAAGAAUCAUUGAGUGCCACCACAGCGAACCAAGCAGAUCAACAACUUCGUUCCAUCGAAACCAACCCAGGAUUUGCCAUUGCUUUGUUGACAAUUGUAGAUUCCAAUCAAAUUGAUAACUCCAUUAGAUUGGCAGGGGUUUUGUUUUUCAAAAACUUCUUGAAUAGAAGAUGGAUCGAUGCCGAUGGGAAACACAAGUUGAACCCAAAUGAUGUUGAGAAUAUCAAGAGCAAAAUUGUCAAGUUGAUGAUUGGUUUAAACAAUAACAAUUUGAAAAAACAAGUCGGAGAAUGUAUUGCCAUCAUUGCCAAUUCUGAUUUUCCUGAUAAAUGGACCAACUUGGUGGAUGAGUUGGUGGAAAGUUUGAAAACCAACGACUUGAACAAUAUUCAUGGGGUGUUGUCAGUGGCGCACUCUAUUUUCAAAAGAUGGAGACCUCUUUUUUCCUCAGAUGAAUUGUUCUUGGAGAUUAAGUUUGUGUUGAACAAGUUUUGUGAGCCAUUCAUGCAGUUAUUGGUUGAAACCGAUAAAUCGAUCGACGCAAAUUUGAACAACAAACUAAUAUUGGAACAAUUGUUUGAAAAUCUUUUGCUCUUGGUAAAGCUCUACUACGAUUUUAAUUGUCAAGAUAUCCCUGAGUUUUUUGAAGAUCAUAUGAAUACUUUGAUGAAUGCCAUCCACAAAUACCUAGUCUUUAAGAGUGAUUUAUUGACUGAUAAGGACGAAGAUGAAGAACCAGAUGUAUUGAGCAAAGUUAAAGGUAGCAUUUGUGAUUUGAUUCAGCUCUAUUCUACCAGAUACCAAGAUGUAUUUGAUCCAUUGAUUGAAAAAUUUGUCCAGAGCUCAUGGAAUGAACUAACUUCUUUGACUUUGCAAGUUAAGUAUGAUAUUUUGACUUCCAAAUAUUUGACAUUUUUAACCUCCAUUAUUAAGAUUCCAAAGUACUUUGAUAUUUUCAAUAACGCUCAAGUAUUGAAUGAAAUAUUCAUCAAUAUCAUUUUGCCUAAUAUAACAUUGAGAGAAUCAGAUGAAGAAUUGUUUGAAGAUGAUCCAAUUGAAUACAUCAAAAGAGAUAUUGAAAAUAAUGAUUCUAAUACCAGAAGAUCUUCAUCUACCGAAUUUUUGAGGGAAUUGAAAGAUAAAAAUGAAUCAUUAGUAACAGAGACUGUCUUAAAAUACAUUAACGAGUUCUUGGGCAAUUUUAAUUCUGAUGCCUCCAAUUGGAAACAAAAGGAUACUGCAAUCUAUUUGUUUAUUGCCAUAGCUGCUAAAGGGAAUAUUACGGGCGCGGGCGUUACUUCAACAAAUCUAUUGGUGGAUGUGGUUUCAUUUUUCCAACAAAACAUUGCUAGGGAUUUGAUGAAUCAAUCCAUUGAGAACCCAAUUUUGAUUGUUGAUUCCAUUAGAUACUUGUACAUCUUCAGAAACCAAUUGACUAAACAACAGUUAGUAGAAAGUUUCCCAUUGCUAUUGAAUCAUUUGAACUCCGAUAAUUAUAUUAUUUAUACCUACUCAUCUAUUACUAUUGAAAAAAUCUUGUCUCUUAGAGAUAAUUCAUCGACAGUCUACACAUUAUUAUUCAACAAAUCGGACAUUGAAUCGAUUUUCAAAGAUUUGGUUACCACGCUAUUUAAGAAGAUAUUGGUUAACAAAGACAUCCCAGAAAAAUUAUCAGAAAAUGAUUAUCUUAUGAAAUGUUUAAUGAGAGUUUUGAUUUUGAAUAACAAUAAUCUUAUUAAACCACCACAAUCUAACUUUGAAUUUGUCGGGUUGAUGAUUAAUCAAUUGAUUGAGAUUGUGGUGAUCAUUUCCAAAAACCCAUCAAAUCCAAAAUUCACACACUAUUGCUUCGAAUGUAUCGGAAUAAUUGCAAAUUACAAUAGCAACAACAACCCAGAAUUUGUGGGAAGCUUUAUGGAGAUUAUAAUUCCUAAAUUUUUGGCAAUUUUGGGAGAAGACAUCAUCGAAUUUGUGCCAUACAUUAUUCAAAUGAUUGCCUUUUUGUUGGAAUUAUUGAAACACGCAUCUAGCAGCAGCAACAACAACACAUUGCCUGCAUUUUACAAGAGUUUAGUCAAACCAAUGUUGUCCCCAACCCUAUGGGAAUAUAAGGGUAAUAUUCCAGGAAACACCAGAUUAAUCAUUGAUAUGCUUGAGUUCGAUAGAAGUAGUUUCAAUGAUGAUUUACCAGGAUUGUUGGGGGUUUUCCAAAAAUUGAUUUCUUCCAAGGUUAACGACUCAUUUGGGUUUGACUUAUUGGAAAUCAUCUUGAUUCAUGUUGACUUGAAUCUAUUGAAACCUUACUUGAGCCAAAUUGCUACUUUGAUUUUGACUAGGUUACAAAACUCUAAAACAACUAAAUUUAUCAAGAGAUUGAUUUUGUUUUUCAGUAAACUAGCAUUAGUUGAUUCGAACUUUACGAUCAAAAAUGCUAAUGUUAAUACUUUGGGUCCUGAUUUCGUGACGAAUUUCGUUGAUCAAUUACAAGAAAAUUUGUUUGGCAAUAUCUAUAAGACUUUCUUCAUCACCAACAUCCAAGAAUUCCACAACGUCAAUGAAAAGAAAAUCGUGGUCAUUGGGUUGACUAAUUUGGUUUGCCAUAAUGCCAAAUUCACUAUUAAUGGUCCUUAUUCGAGUUAUGUUGUCGAGUCUUUAAAUCAAUUAUUCAAGGCUACGGUACACAAGAGCGAAUUUUUUGCCAACGAAAAGGCUGGCACUGCUGUUGGGGUCACUGUCAGUGAAGACUUGCUUAAUGAUUUUGAAAACCAAGAUUUCACUUUCGGAUCAAGUUAUUCCAGAUUAGUUAUUAUUGGAACCAAGAAGUUCGACCCUAUCAGUGAUUUCAACAAUAAGGAUAUCGAAAAGGGGUUUUUGAUGGUUCUUCUGGACAGCAAAAAUAAAGGAUUUGAAGUCAAUGGCGCUGAUCAAUUAGAUUCCAUGUUACAGAAUGAAUUGUCGACUUUCAAAUUUUGA